Messenger RNA from Oppiella nova, 357 nucleotides. The record is from the annotation of a GenBank genome assembly. Lineage: Eukaryota; Metazoa; Arthropoda; Arachnida; Sarcoptiformes; Oppiidae.
AUGCUUUUCAUGACAAUUGCCGAGUAUUACAAUAUAACAUACGAUGUGCUCAAUAAUAACGGUGUUUGGGGGGCACAACCUGUCAAUAACACGUGGUCAGGAGUUACCGGUAUGCUUCAGUCAAAGGAGUCAUAUCCCGAUUCCUUGACACUCCUGCCUAUCCUUGAGGUUCUGCGAACGCUACCCCACGACACACGUAUUGAUCCCAAAAAGACUGAUUACCAGGACGGGGAUGAAGUCACGUAUAGCUGUCCUUACGAUAAGCUCUACUCUAAGACACAGACCAUGAGGUGUAUGUCCGGUGUAUGGGUGGGCACGAGAUCCACGUGCGGCUACUAUAUUAAGAAUCAGUUAAUU